Molecule: messenger RNA, 565 nt
Organism: Strongylus vulgaris
Lineage: Eukaryota; Metazoa; Nematoda; Chromadorea; Rhabditida; Strongylidae
Source: the annotation of a GenBank genome assembly
GUAGUUCAUCAUUUUAUCCUGGAUACUCACUAAUGGGACAGACUUUGAGCGAACCGGUGACUACAAAGGAGUCCGCCUCAUGUGUCAAUGAAUUGUUCACUGUAGGUAGUUCAUGUAUGCAAGGAUGGCGAAUAAUUAUUACGAGUAAUCGCGAGCACCUUGAACUUGGGAGUAGCUUACUGCGCAGCUCUUUAAAAUUUAUGAUAUUCGCAGAUAUGGAAGAUGCGCAUACGCACUUACUAUCUCUACCUGAUGAUCCGCGAUGUGCAUUUUUUGCUGUCUAUGAUGGCCACGGUGGUCCAAAGGCAUCCCAGUUUGCCGGAAUUAACCUGCAUAAACAGAUUCUGCAACAAGCUGAUUAUGCCCAAGGAAACCUGCCUGAGGCAUUGAGAAAAGGCUUCUUGGCACUUGAUGAGCAAAUGCGUUCAGACGAUGAAAUGCGAGAUGAUGUGUCUGGUGCCACAGCAGUAGUAGUGUUAGUAAAGGAUGAUGUUAUACAUUGCGGUAGGCUCUGCCUUUUUUCGUUAAAACGUAGUGGUUUCGUUAGGGUUUACUUUGAUUGAGG